This is a messenger RNA of Ruditapes philippinarum (Manila clam), 942 nucleotides long. RefSeq names its product four-jointed box protein 1-like. Bases 7 to 594 code for a protein of 195 amino acids. The record is from RefSeq and is a predicted model, not a curated record. Lineage: Eukaryota; Metazoa; Mollusca; Bivalvia; Venerida; Veneridae. Gene Ontology annotation, biological process: cell-cell signaling. The transcript has 2 exons.
ACUUUUAUGCCUCCAGUCAUAACAAACGCUUACAAAACAGGAAACCCAGUGACAAGCAAUAUUAUUACACAAUAUACAAAACCACUUCUAAGUAAACCUCAUGCUGUGGCGGAGCUUAUACAGUGGGGAACUAUCAUUGUCUUUGACAAUUUAAUAGGCCAUUAUGAUAGACUUGUAUUGUACCAAUCAAUCGGACCACUAGGUAACAGUAGGCGGAGCUUAGAAAGAGGAUUAUAUAACAGCCUGAAAUCACCAAACGGCAAACUAUGGUUGAUUGACAACGAAUCUGCUUUCUUUUAUCAAUCAAAGUAUCAAGGCCCAAUUUAUAAAUACACUCAAUUACUUAAAUUUAAUGACCGAAUGUUACAGACAGUGUGUAUUUUUCAAUCAUCUCUCGUUGCUGAGCUACGAAGACUUUCCAGACAGCCCUCGGCCUUUCAUUACCUAUUUGACUUUGCAGGUUCAUAUGAACCUCUGCUUGCAAAUGUAAUAUUGGAUCCUCGCUUUGAGUUGUUUGCUAAGAUUUUUAAUACUAGGCUCGGUCAAAUACUAGAAUGGGUUGAACAUUGCCAAACUUUAUACAAUGCAACUUGAUUGGAUGAGAACAGCAAAAGGAAUUAGCCCUAAAAUGUCGGUUGGAAGAAGCGCACAGUAUUAUUGUUGCAAUAUAGAUGUCAUUUGAUCGAUCUACAUAUCAUGAAAAUGUAUUAAAGGUUAAUGUUAGAACAUUUACCUGUUACAGUGCUUGCUUUUUUAAGUUGUAACCCAUUUUUACGUGCAAUGUUAAAAAUUAACAAUGUUCAAAUUAAUCGGAAAAGAUUGCAACUCGUGUUUAAUUCGAUAAAUGAUUGUCUUAAGGCAAAUGUGAUUAUUUAAUACGUGAUUUAAAACCAAACCAUAGUUUUAUUGAUACACUUUUUGGGUUAUAAUUGUGAAAAUGGA